AUGUCUUCCCAAAAUUUGAAUGUUCUCCUCAAUAGACAUCUUUCACUUAAAGAAAUUUCUCCGUUGUCUUUAGUCAUCGACUCGUUAGCUCAGUCAGCCCACCCAUUGAUUCAGGAAUUCGUGUAUAAAUCAGAGGCGCCUGUGAUUCUUCUAUCUUUUGAGAGCAAGAUAAAACCUGCUUGGGCAACUUACUUUCUAGAUUGCUCAGAGGCUUCACAAUUGAGCAUCAAUUCUUUCGUGUCCGAAAAGUCAAACAAGACGCGAAAGUCUCUCGUCAUUAUAGAAUCGCUCAAUUACGUGCCGCUUGACGAGAUCACAAGCUUUUUUACAAAUUUGUUACGUCCAAACAAUACCACUUUGGGGAUAUUUCAUUCGAAUUGCCCACAAAUUAGUCCAGAGAAUUAUCCGCCUGGAUUGACAUUACUUAAUUAUAUGGCCCUGUCUGUUUUCCAUAUUGAACCUCUCAAAGUUCCAGACGAGGAAGAGCUUGAAACAUCACUUGCUCGUCUCAUUAUACCUCCAAACUCCUACAGCAAUUCUUCCUCAUUCAAAUUGAAUUUCACAAACAAAAGGAAGUCUGGUAAGUCCCUGCUUCAUACGUUCUCCGUUAACCUGGAACUCCAUGAAUACGAGCUAAUUACAGAAGCUUCUUCGACAGAAAUUUCCGAACUUUUCGAUGAUUUAACAACAUUUAAUUUGAAUACAAGCAAUAAGCAAAAGAUUGCUAAGGAGCUGGUUGAACUACCCUUCAUGGAAGCUCAAGCAGAGUUGGGCAAAAUGGGUGGUGCGAUCGUGUACCAAUUUGAGAAGGACGACGAUUAUGAUGAAGAAGAUCCUUAUGAAGACCCAUUUUAG
Messenger RNA from Candidozyma duobushaemuli, 855 nucleotides. Its product is annotated as Elongator subunit. Lineage: Eukaryota; Fungi; Ascomycota; Pichiomycetes; Serinales; Metschnikowiaceae. The coding region runs from base 1 to 855 and encodes 284 amino acids. Gene Ontology annotation, biological process: tRNA wobble uridine modification. The transcript has a single exon. The record is from RefSeq and is a predicted model, not a curated record. Gene Ontology annotation, cellular component: cytosol; nucleus; elongator holoenzyme complex. Gene Ontology annotation, molecular function: tRNA binding.